Messenger RNA from Larimichthys crocea (large yellow croaker), 3267 nucleotides. RefSeq names its product netrin-4. The transcript is spliced from 10 exons. Bases 841 to 2802 code for a protein of 653 amino acids. Lineage: Eukaryota; Metazoa; Chordata; Actinopteri; Sciaenidae. The record is from RefSeq and is a predicted model, not a curated record. Gene Ontology annotation, cellular component: laminin trimer. Gene Ontology annotation, biological process: substrate adhesion-dependent cell spreading; axon guidance; tissue development. Gene Ontology annotation, molecular function: protein binding.
GCAGAUAAGCUAAUUUCCUCGCCCUAUUACGAGGCCCUGGUUAGUGGAGGGACCUGGUUUUAGCUGGUAUGCGCUGUGCGGCUGGUUCACAUUAACUGCGUUGACGAGCCUGUGCAGGUCGCACGUCUGUCCUCCUCUGCGCACGAUGUUUAGCAGAAUCCCAGUGGAUGAAAACCGGCCAGUGUGGAGAAAAAACACACCUUCUCAGUCCAGAAUAGUUUUUGUUUAGCGUCGUUGGAGCCGUGCAACGUCUUCACAGUGUGUGUGUGUGUGUGUGUGUGUGUGUGUGUGUGUGGGUGGGUGGGGAGGACCAAGGAUAAAUAGAGCGUACACUCCUCUCCUGUGCGUAAACGCGUUGAGCGCUGGACCUGGCAUGGACACUGAGCUCUCGGGUUGGCUGUGAAUUAAUGGGAACAUUUACAUUCAUUAAUUAGCAUGGAAGGACCUAUCAGUUUGAUAGUUUAGACCAAAGAUAUACAGGGACAUCUUUUAUUGCGCCGAAUGGAUUAAGACAAACAUUUGUCGAAUGGAAAUUAGUAUCAUUUCUUUGUUAUGUAAGUGGAGCAUUGAUUGUUGGACUAACCAAUGAUCCAUACUUUGCUGCGACGGUUGCGCACAAUCCACGUCAGUCAGAGAGAUGCCCUAUUUGUUCCUGAGGAUGCUUUGAACUUUAUCAAGCCUUUUUUUAAAACACUGUUCCUAGGAGGACAUCGGGAAAACACUCAUCUGGAUUCAUUUGGACUCUACGCAUUGCGUAAUUGGCAGGGAAAUGCGCUUGUCCGUUAGAUAGGCUCCACAUAAUGUUGGAACUAAUCCCUGCUGGAACGCGUUUAUCGCAGCAUGUAUGUUGUAAACACAGCAGAGACAAGGAUGAAGGUGUUUAAUAUGAAUGUGAAAGGUCGACAUCAGAUGCUGGUGGCGCUCUGUUGGCUGUUGUUUGUGACGAGGAGCGGAGCAGUUUCCAGAUGUGUGGACCAUGCCUGUAGUCCACCCAUAAGGAAUCUGGCUAGUGGCAGGACCCUUAUCACCCUCUCAUGCUGCUGUGGCAACGGUUCCUUCCACUCCAGCCCCUGCCCCCAUCCUCCUGUGACUCCCCACCUCUGUCCAGAGGAGACCCACCCAUCUACUCACAUGACUGAUGAUCCUUUCUUGCAUCCGGAUACCUGGUGGGCAUCAGGUGCAGGUACUGCUGAGGAGCAGGAUGAGAUCCGGUUGGAUCUGGAAACAAAGUUCUGUCUGUCCCACGUGGUUCUGGUGUUCAGGUCACCUCGGCCUGCUGCCAUGGCCAUCGAACGUUCAGUUGACUUUGGAAAGACCUGGGAAGCUCUUAAGCUCUUUGCGCAGAAUUGCAGCAUGGAGUUUGGUUUGCCUGAUGAUUUUACUCAGCCAGGCUCUUUGUGUACAUCCCGUUACACCAGUGCUACACCCUGCAGUCGAGGGGAGGUAAUAGUGCGGACACUAGACCCCAGCAGUGCUAAAACACUGGACCCUUACAGUCCAGAGGCCCUUGCCCGCCUCACCCUCACUAACCUCCGCAUCAGACUGCUAAAAGCUCAGACCUGCCCGACACCUCUAAAUCCCCCUCCAGUACAGACAAACCCCACAGCCUCAGCCCUGACCUCCAUAUCCAACGUAGAAAGCCCAGCCUCAGCACCCUAUGCUAUUUAUACUUUACUAGCCAGAGGGACCUGCCUGUGUCAUGGACACGCUGAGUAUUGUGUACCACACAACAGCAGCCAAGACACAAAACAGGACAGUAACAUGGUGUCUGGCAGGUGUCAAUGUACUCACCACACUGCAGGCGAUCACUGUGAGAAGUGUGCCCCGCUCUACAAUGAUCGUCCAUGGAGGCCUGCCAAUAGCAGCAGUGGAGAGCCCAACCCAUGCCAGAAGUGCCAGUGCCACGGUCACGCAGACAGCUGUCACUUCUCUCAGCGGGCAUGGCUUUCCUCAGGUCUCACCAGCGGGGGCAUUUGUGAUGACUGCAGGCACAACACCGUCGGGCGCAGGUGCCAGCGCUGUCGGCACGGCUACCACCGUCGCCCAUCCCUUCCCCUCAGCUCACCCCAUACCUGUACACGCUGCUGGUGUGAUCAACAGGGCUCUUUGCCUCCUCGUCCUGGAGAGGAGGGACCCUGGUGCCACCCUAGAAGUGGGCAGUGCCACUGUAAAUCUGGUGUAGGGGGCACAAGCUGUAGCCACUGCCUGCCCAGCUAUUGGGGCUUUGGAGAGGAGGGUUGUAAACCCUGCACCUGCCCUGUGAGCUGUGAUCCAAUCACUGGGCAGUGUUUGGACAGCUACUCAAAUAACCAGGUGUUCAAUGUACCCAUUGGUGGAAAAAUUCCUGAUCUGGAUCACAUGUUCACAAUUGAUGAAGAGGUACAGUGGUCAAAGGAGCUUGCAGUCUCUGCUCUGCAUUACACAGGAAAGUGCAGCUGUAAGGAGAAAAAACUGAGAAGUGCAUCUGACCUCUGUAAAACCAAACAUGAUUAUAUGAUCAAGGCCAGCGUGCUGUCUGCUCAUGACAAAGGCAGCCACGCAGAAGUGCAGGUCAAAAUUCGCAAGGUCCUUCAAUCAGGUAAAGUGACGCUCAAUUUGGGGACCAUCAGCAUCUAUCCUCUGUCCUGGACCAGCCGCGGCUGCACCUGUCCUAUUCUAAACCCAGGUAUGGAGUACCUGCUAGCAGGUCCAGAGGAGGCUGGGACAGGCCGUUUGCUGGUCACCAUGCAGAGUGUGGUGGUCCCAUGGACACCCAGACUGGGUCUGCUUAUAUCAGAGGGACUGAGGAAUGGAUGUCCAUGAACCAUAUUUAUUGCGAGGAUUGUGUGAGACAGUGGACAAUUCAGAAAACGGACUGAGAAAUCACUGUACUACAUGUCGUGUCACACUCAGACUCAGUCAGUCAGCUUGUGGGUGUGCAACACAAAAUAAAGACUGACAUGGACUGUAAUAAACUGUAUCUGACAUUAAAGGCUUUGUUUGCAUACAAGAUUUGUUCUUCACCACAAUUAAAGCCAAGAAUAAAUCUUUUACUGUCAUCUUUGAGUAAUAUAGAAAAUAUGACAAGGGCAAAAAUUUUAGUUUUCAUUUUUAGUUUAACAUUUUAGUUUGCAGAAUGUCACAUAACCGAUAAAAGUUGUUAUAAAAUGUAAAUAUGAUUCAUUUUAAGGGCUACAGCUAUAUAGAUUUGAGUAAAUAAAACGUGGCAAAUCUAUAAAAUCACUAAUAAAAGAGUAAAGUAAUAAGUAAGGACUGUAAAAUAAGACU